Rhododendron vialii is the source of this 569-nucleotide messenger RNA. Its product is annotated as heat shock factor-binding protein-like. Gene Ontology annotation, cellular component: nucleus; cytosol. Bases 102 to 368 code for a protein of 88 amino acids. Gene Ontology annotation, molecular function: transcription corepressor activity. Lineage: Eukaryota; Viridiplantae; Streptophyta; Magnoliopsida; Ericales; Ericaceae. Gene Ontology annotation, biological process: cellular heat acclimation. The transcript is spliced from 5 exons. The record is from RefSeq and is a predicted model, not a curated record.
CAUCGUCUUUUUAGCAUCGGCUCUCUGUAUUUAGCUCACGCUCGCAUCUCUCCUUUUUUAGAAUUCGAAUUUCAAAGGCCAUUACCACCAGAAACUCGAACAUGGAUGGGCGAGAUACAGAUGAUCAGAAACAGAGCCCUGCUGAUAUGACAGUAUUUGUGCAGAAUCUUCUACAGCAAAUGCAAUCUAGGUUCCAGACGAUGUCAGACUCCAUCAUUUCAAAGAUUGAUGAGAUGGGGAGCCGGAUAGACGAGUUGGAGCAGAGCAUCAAUGAACUGAGGACCGAGAUGGGGCAAGAGGGGUCUCCUUCUCCUUCUGCUGCUCUGAAGCCGAAAGAAGAACCAAGGACAGCUGAUGAUUCGGCCUAAGACCAUUCGCCAUUUGAUUUUUUAAUGCGUAUGAUUUGUCUUGCCGAUUGUGUUUUUUUGUCUGGGAUUUCAAACCAGUUGUUCUAGUCUGAGAUCAUAUUGAUGUGUAACUGAGGCAUCUUUUGGUGCCUCAUUUCAUUGGUAACUUCUUGUAGGUGUGGGCCGUGACUGCCACGAAAAUACAAUCCAUUCUUUACAGAA